Molecule: messenger RNA, 815 nt
Organism: Hevea brasiliensis (rubber tree)
Lineage: Eukaryota; Viridiplantae; Streptophyta; Magnoliopsida; Malpighiales; Euphorbiaceae
Exons: 1
Coding region: 140-535 (131 amino acids)
Source: RefSeq, a predicted model, not a curated record
CACAAACAAAGUUUGUAGACGAUAGAAACCCUUUAGCCCUAGCUUUUAUCCAAAACAUGGUGCGCUACCCUCUGGUCUGGUUACAUUUUCUCUUGCUAAAAUUCUCUCAUUUUCUGCUCAUUCACUCACUACCUCCUCAAUGGCCUCUAUUAUCACGUUCAAUUGCUCUCUCGCUGCUCCAACCCGGGCCUCUUCCGGAUCCACCAGAAAACCAGAACCUAGUCUCAGGAGACCCGCUUCUUCCACCUGGUGGGCCCCUCUUUUCGGCUGGUCCUCAGAUCCCGACUACGUUAACACCACCUCCAGCAGCGGUGCUUCCAGCGUUGAUGUAUCAGAUAAACAAUCCGCUAUAUCGCAGUUCGAUUCUGAAUCGGAUCGACCAAGACCCAGGUUUACUUUGGGUUGCUUCACAGAAGAUAAAGCCAGGCAGCUUAGAAAGAAGACAAUGGAGAAUAGUUCGUUUCAUGAUAUAAUGUACCACUCAGCGAUCGCCUCUCGUCUGGCGUCCGAUACAUCUGGCCGGACCGAUAAGUAAACCGAAGCUACGGAGUCCGGCAAGUUCCCGAAUUUUAGGGGCCGAAAAUUUGUCGAAACUUCGAAUCAUAUUUGUGGUAUGAUUUUUUUUUUUAACUUUUUAAUUUUGGCUUUUCUCGUGUGGACCUGAGAACACUUGUUUACACUGUGUACUAUCAUUGUAAACCGUCGGUGGUCGUCUAUGAACGGCCAUUUGUUGGCAUUCUCUGCAUCAUAUGGUCAUCUAGUUAUUCUUCUGAUGGCAAUCUGAAAUGAUAUUGUUGCUAAGUGUUUUCCAUCAA